GAACAGUAACGAAUGAACGAAAAUUUACUCAUUAUCAUAAUGGUUUAAUGUACUUCCUGACAACUAGGUACCUAUACCUACAGAUACAUAGGUAUGUAUUGUGCCCAAAUAAGAAAGUUAUGUACCUAGGUUGGUAAACAAAUCGUUGGAUGAUGGGCAAUUAUGGAGUUGUGCCAUAAUAAUAAGAUGAAAGUUUUAUGAGAAGUAUAAUGCGGUUUGGGGAUCGAAGAUGUAAGUUGGUAAAGUUGGAAAAGGAAGAACAUGCGGUGACUAAUGGAAGAAGAAGAAGAAAUUAGAGUUGUAAAUAACGGACGCCAUUAAAAAUCUGAAUUCGUAAUGUAUUUCGAUUGCAUUUGGUAUUAUACAACAGUUCCCCCACGCGGUGCAGGUAUUGUGAAAGUAUGGUCGCGCUCCCCUGUGCGGGCCCCGUUGGUGCUGCGCGAGUCUCCUUGGCGUUGCCGGUGAAAGCAAUAUUGAAACGGUUGGAAUGUUAGCUGCAAUUGACGGGCUCGAAUCUCGAAUAGCAAACACGAAGCGAAACUACUUUACUAUUAUUUCUAACUUUAUACAUACAUACAUAUAAAACUAACUGGCAACUUGUUACUGACCGCACCGAAAUAGAAGUUCUUACUACUUCUUCGAUUCGGUUCGGACUUAAGUCAGUGUUGCGCGCCGUAAUAACCAACUAACAAAUAGUAAGUAAAGUAGGCUCUAGCGUGGUGCGCGCCGCUAGAAAAUAUCACUAUAAGUGGUGCUGCGAAUAAAAUGCGAGAUAGCGACCGUGUACCGUGGCGUCUCCUCCGUCAAAACGACCUUCGGAGUAAAGAAAGAGGAGCCAGCUUCUGGUAGUAGAUCUGCUGGUGGCUGGUGUGUUACUACUGCUAUUACUCUGCUACUGGUGCACCAGUGUGUAUAUUGUGAGUGCGUGUGAAUGAUGUGUACACAUGUAUGAGUGUCUGUUGUUGUGCUAGUAGCCAAGAAACAAGAGAAAAAAAAAACGGCCAGCAAGCGGAGGGGACCAAAGAAAAGAGGGGAAAGUAAAGGGAGAAAUUUAGAGCUAGUGGUAGUUGUGUGAAUUCGAGCGAAGCAGCGUUGGUCGGGAAUGGCGCCGGGGCCCUCAGCAGCAGCAGCAGCUAGCAGUACCAACAGCAGCAGCAGCAGCUACAACAACAACAGCAGCAGCUACAUAGCUUCAGCCCUGUGUCCGCACCUGGACUGAGUUCGAGUUCGCGCAACCGUCAAGCAUUCGUUCGGUCGGGCAGCUUUUGUUCACUUUUACUUUCAUUUGUGGCGCAACACAGUGCUGAGUGUCGUGGCCCAAAAAUAAAUUCACUCGAGGCGGAAUCCGGCCGAUGAACGAACGAACAAAGCUGCUGUUGUUAUAAUACUACUCUCGUUGCCUUUGUACUGCUCCUGCCUAUUACUACUAUUACUGCAACUGUUACUUCUUCUUCUUCUUCAUCGUCACCCGCAUACUAAAACGCACGCGGCCGCAUUCGCAAAGUGGAUUUAAAAGUGUAUUUUUCGCGGUGUUUUACCUGCCGUCCGUAGUGAUACCUAUGCAGUGGCGACUAUGUGUCUCCAAGAGUGCUGUGUCAACUGCUGUAGUUGUGUUAGUGGUGCUCCAGGUCGUGGCGGUUAUCGUCAUCUCGUGGGCCCGGCCUCGACCCCCGCGGAUGCCCAAUAGGAUUACUAUCUUUUCCGGAUGCUCAUCUUAGAUUUUCGUGGUUACUUACCAAAUCAUCUAUUUCGCCAUGUACUCAGAAGAGCAAGAUUCCCACGGUCUAUUAACUCUGCAUUAUGGCAAGCAUCACGCGACUAUAGUAGAAGAAAUUAAAACUUGUUUUGCGUCGGAAAACUUUGCUGAUAUGACUUUCAUUUGCGAUGAUAAGACUGCAAUAAAUGCACACAAAUUGAUAAUGGCUUCGGCAAGUCCGUUGGUGCGCCGUAUUCUUGGCGAAAGUGUGCACGCUCAUGGGCCCAGUGUCGUUCUCAUUCCAGGUAUCAAAAGUUGCCACUUACGACACCUGCUAGACUUCCUAUACAAUGGACAAGCUUGCAUCAAGUCUAGCGAAUUGAAUAGCAUUCAAGAACUUUUCGACUUGUUGCAAAUUAAAUCGGACGUGUGGCAGUCGGCCGAAACCAAAUCUCAAACGUGCGACAACUGGGUUGGUUCGGAUAACGAAGAGACCGUUUCGGCGACAGCUACGACCACAAUUACCGUCAAAAAAGAAACGGAAACAAACGAUGACGAUGAAAAAGAAGAGGGUGAAAUCAAAGACGACGAAGAAACGGAAGAAGAAGGUAGCGGCGAACAGACAGAAUUAGAAAGGAACAGUACAUCGCCAAACCCCGUUAAUCUAUCGCUAAACACAAAAGAUACUGACGAAAGUAAUCAAAAAAGUGAAAAAAAUGACAACUUCGAGAAUCAAGAAAAAAAGGGUCCAGAGUUCAUGAAAAUCGGCCAGUCGACUGUAAAAAUAACUCCCAAGGUUCACGAAAUUUCACAAUAUCAUCAUCACCGGAUAAAACGGAAAUCGGUUCACAUCGAACCCAUCGAUUUGAAACAGCAAGAAGAAUUCGUACAGUUGAAGCCUCCCGCCGGGGAACCGGAAUUACUAAGUUUGGUCCAAAGUCCCGACAACUACGUCGUUACCCCGCAUCGAAAACGGAGACCGGGAUUCCAUAAUUCACCCGCCCAAAAUCCGCCAUUCGUUCCUUUCUCCCCAUCUUACAUCGACGAUGGAGUUCAUCAUCGUCUGAAAACAAUCCGUCACCCUAUACUUGCUGCACAUCAUCCCCUUUCUCUUUCGGCGCCUCCUUUCGUGGUUGAACGGACCCAUACACCAACUUCGACGCAACCACCGGAUAAAUCGGUCUCUUCCGACGUUUUGGUGAAAUAUCGGCCUCCUAGUGCAGAUCUAAAUAUGCCCUCCGAUUCGUAUCAGUCUUUCGAACAUACUUGGGGCGCUUGGUCUCUCUGCCAAGCGCAAGUGAACCCGUCUCCUAGUGGUGAAGAUUCGUCUCGCGAACCGUCCGCAUCUUUUUCGACAAGUGUCGGUGAGGAUUCUUCGGAAAGUUCUCUUCCGGCCGCUAGUGGUAAACAAAGUGGACAUACAACAGGACAGGUGCGCGAAUAUAGAUGUGAAUAUUGCGGCAAGCAGUUCGGUAUGUCGUGGAAUUUAAAAACUCAUUUGCGAGUGCAUACCGGCGAAAAACCAUUUGCUUGUCGGCUAUGUGUUGCGAUGUUUAAACAGAAAGCGCAUUUAUUAAAACACUUGUGUUCAGUGCAUAGGAACGUUAUUUCGUCAAACGAAGGCAGUGUGGGUCGUUUCAACUGCUGCUUCUGUCCUCUUUCGUUCGAAUCACUUCCAGAGUUAAUACGGCAUCUUUCGGGACCCCACAAUAAUCUUUUACUAAGUAAAAAUAUGCACGAGCUUAAAUAG
Molecule: messenger RNA, 3446 nt
Organism: Agrilus planipennis (emerald ash borer)
Lineage: Eukaryota; Metazoa; Arthropoda; Insecta; Coleoptera; Buprestidae
Gene: ken
Product: transcription factor Ken
Exons: 4
Coding region: 1755-3446 (563 amino acids)
Biological process (GO): regulation of transcription by RNA polymerase II
Cellular component (GO): nucleus
Molecular function (GO): RNA polymerase II cis-regulatory region sequence-specific DNA binding; protein binding; DNA-binding transcription factor activity
Source: RefSeq, a predicted model, not a curated record